This is a messenger RNA of Tetranychus urticae (two-spotted spider mite), 1400 nucleotides long. Its product is annotated as 26S proteasome regulatory subunit 6B. The record is from RefSeq and is a predicted model, not a curated record. Gene Ontology annotation, molecular function: ATP hydrolysis activity; ATP binding. NCBI's taxonomy places the organism in Eukaryota, Metazoa, Arthropoda, Arachnida, Trombidiformes, Tetranychidae.
UGGAGCUGUAGUCAGGAGAAGAAAACGAAUAAAUACUGGCUGAUCGUGACUCAAUUAUUUUUGUCUAACUAAAUUUGAUUAAUUGAAGUGAAUUAUGGCAACAAUAACUGAACCAAUACCUACUUUAAAAAAGGAUGAUUUAAUAACUAUGCUUGAUGCAAAGAGCUCUUAUGUUCCGGCUAGUGAAGAUGACUUAUCUGAUGUCUAUACUAGAUUGAAAAAGCUACAACGGCAAUUAGAAUUUCUUCAAGUCCAGGAAGAAUACAUUAAGGAUGAACAGAAAAAUCUGAAGAAAGAAUACCUUCAUGCCCAAGAAGAGGUUAAACGUAUUCAAAGUGUUCCCUUGGUUAUUGGACAGUUUCUUGAAGCUGUUGAUGCUAACACUGGUAUUGUUGGAUCAACAACUGGAUCUAACUAUUAUGUGCGAAUAUUAAGUACCAUUGAUCGAGAAUUACUUAAGCCUUCAGCUAGUGUCGCCUUACAUAAGCACAGUAAUGCUUUGGUUGAUGUUUUACCACCUGAAGCUGACUCUUCUAUCGCUAUGUUGAGAGCUGAUGAAAAACCUGAUGUUAGUUAUGCAGAUAUUGGUGGUCUCGACAUUCAAAAGCAAGAAAUUCGUGAAGCAGUAGAGCUUCCAUUAACUCACUUUGAAUUGUAUAAACAAAUCGGUAUUGACCCACCUCGUGGUGUUCUCAUGUAUGGUCCUCCAGGUUGUGGUAAAACUAUGUUAGCCAAAGCAGUUGCUCAUCAUACCACUGCAUCUUUCAUUCGUGUUGUUGGUUCUGAGUUUGUCCAAAAGUACCUUGGUGAAGGUCCUAGGAUGGUCCGAGAUGUGUUUAGACUAGCGCGAGAAAAUGCCCCGGCAAUUAUAUUUAUUGAUGAAAUCGAUGCUAUAGCAACCAAGAGAUUUGAUGCUCAAACUGGUGCUGACAGAGAGGUUCAAAGAAUCUUGUUAGAAUUAUUGAAUCAAAUGGAUGGGUUUGAUCAAAGUACUAAUGUUAAAGUAAUCAUGGCCACUAAUCGGGCAGAUACUUUGGACCCUGCUUUACUCCGUCCAGGACGUUUAGACAGGAAAAUUGAAUUCCCGUUACCAGAUCGUCGACAAAAACGUCUUGUUUUCUCAACCAUCACUGCAAGGAUGAAUCUCAGUGAUGAAGUAGAUUUAGAAGACUAUGUGGCUCGACCAGAACGUAUAUCUGGUGCUGAUAUAAAUGCUAUUUGCCAGGAGGCUGGUAUGCAUGCAGUUAGAGAGAAUCGUUAUGUCAUUCUUCCAAAAGAUUUCGAAAAGGGUUACAAAAACAAUACUAAAAAAGAUGAAGCCGAACAAGAAUUCUAUAAAUAAUUUUCCUAAUCAUUAAAUAAAUCAUGGAAUAAAGAUUUUUUUCAAGCAGCCUACUAAA